Messenger RNA from Caenorhabditis angaria, 7364 nucleotides. Lineage: Eukaryota; Metazoa; Nematoda; Chromadorea; Rhabditida; Rhabditidae. The record is from the annotation of a GenBank genome assembly.
AUGGAAUUUGAUAAUGAUACCAUACCACCGAGUCUUCCGCCACCGCCUCCAAAUCGAACGACAUCCUCAAAAGUCACAUUUAAAGGUGCACAAACGUGGCGAGAAUCAAUCGGAAUGUUUCUAGCGGCAAUGUUAGCAUUUGCAGUUGUUGUGAGUUUUUCUGGGAAGUUUUUUUUCUAGGAUAAUAUGUAUACUUUUCCGCCAUACGGAAAUUGAAAAAUUAACAAUUUCAAAACAAAAAAUUCCAUGUACUUCUGGGGGUAACCGUAAUAAACACGAGGUAGAGAUCGUUUCCGUUCUUGGGAUAAAAAGAGGAUUUUUUAAUUAUCCUGGCGUACAUUAGAAGUGCAUAUCAAGAAAUCAAAGUAAAGUUUAACCUCCGCGGUGAAAAUUGUUGAAGACCAGAAACAAUUUUUAAAUAAUUUUGGGUUUUGCAAAGUUUUUAAUUUGUGGGAAACAAAAAAUUAGCAAGGUGAUUAAAUUUUGAUAAACAAAACUAUUAAAAUCAAAUUAUUUAUGAUAUAAUAGAUAUUUGUUGUUUUAAAACAUCACAGUUCCAAAGUUUCCAGACAAAAAACUACAGUAAUCCGUUCUCAUUCCAUUUUUUCUCCAUUUUCUAUUUUUCUGAACACGAGAAAACCACAAUUUUCUCACAUCUUUGAAAAUUUGUAUGAUUAAAGUUCAAAUGUGAUCCAGAUCCAGAACCCACUCGUGGAAACAUUUUUGUUUUCAAAAAUUAUCAGACAUAAAUGUCAAAAAAUUAAUUAUCAGGUGGCCGCGCGGAGCUCUGAAAAUGGGCGGAGCUAAUUCUGAUAGAGCCAUAUAAAAGGGGAAAGCUUUUGGAUAGAUCAGUCUUGCUUUUGCUCUUCAACUGAACACUAAAUUCUGAAAAUGUUCCACAUGUCGAUUGAUAUUCAUACUACAAGUUCACCAGAACUUUCCAAAUAUUCGCCAGGCGUUCAAACUGCCAUUAAAAGAAGUUUGGAAGAUAAGCGAAAAGGUUUUCGACGAUGCCAUUCUUCAAUCAACUGAUAUUAUAUGACUGAAAACUUCAUUUUGUAUUUUUAUAUAUAUAUAUAUUUAUUUUGGUACUAUUUCAUCGUCUUCUUCCAAUUUAGAGCAGCAAUUUGUUGAUUGUCUAGAUGUGUUUUUUUGAUCACAGACAGCGCCGAAGGGUCAUUAAUUUCUCGAUUUUAAUAAUUUGAAUACGUGUUUCUUGUUUUUUUUUUUGACUAAUAAUAAUGAUAAUGAUAAUAAUAAUAAUAAAUAUUUGGAUUUGGAGUAGUUCUGAAGAAACUGGAAAAUGGAGAAAAAAAUGAGAACGUCUGAAAUUCUGUAGAACUGAAAACCUGGAACUUUGAGAUUUGAAGAACUUUUGAUGAUCUUGAAACCGGAACCCGAAAGUUUAGAGCUCAAUUUGGAGAUCUGGAAAUCAAGAGCUUCUAAAACCUGGGCUACAAUUUUGAGAAAUCUGGUAGAUUGUAGUUUUGAAAUUUGAAUUAUAGCUCUGAAAUUGUGUGUUUUGAACUUUAAAUGUAUCUGCAAUAUUGAAGUUCUAGGAAGUAUCUCCUGAAAUUCCAGCUAUUAAUUUUGCAGGAAAAUCUUCUAAUUGUUUAUAGUUUGAACUUGAAACUUUUCAAUAUUGAAACAAAACAUAGAUAAAUCUACAAACUUCACUUCAAGUUGAAUUUUUGUCAUCUGAAUUUUUUCAAAAUCUCUCCCCCUGUUUUAUUUUUGGCUGUUUAAUAACCUGAAUUAUAAGAUUAGCAUUGGAUUUUCAUUGGAUUAAUAAGUAAAUUCCUCGAAAUCAUUUUUUAAUCCAAUUUUUAUCAGAAAUUGCAACAGUUGACCGUUGGUCAUUCUCCUUCCACCUCCACGUUUAUCUUUUUUUUUCGGAAAAAAUUCGGAAUCUCCAAACUUUGCUCCAUAUUUCCGAGAACACAAAAAUAAUGAUAAAAACAAAAACACUAUAGUGCUUUUGGAAUUUUUUCAAUUUCCGGCAUUUUUGAGGGUGGGUUAUUUUCAUCCUCAAGCAUCAAAGAUUCCUUGAUUUUUUGAACAAAAUUUGAAUUUUCGAAUAACCUUUUUCGAAAAUUCAAAACUUUUUAGGCUACAUAAUUGUAGUGUUUAUUGUUAAACUGUUCCUUUUAUGAGUAAGCCAUGUGCAAACAGAAAAACACUAACAUUGUUAGGGUUUUUUUUCGCUAAUUCAGUUUGAAGAGCAAAAGACACCUGGCUGUUUAUUGCUGAAAGGGCAUUUAGACCAAAAAAAUAAAUAUUUGACUUGAGAUUGGAGAUUGGAUUGGAAACAUAGUGAAAAGCUUGAUUUCGGUACUUUUUGAAAUCAAAAUUUGCUGGAACUAUAUCAAGAUUCUGAAAUUGUUCAGGUCCUGAAGUUCAUUUCUGAAAUAAUUUUUAAUCUUCAUUUGGCACUGUUAUUCAGAAGCUUCUAAACUCGAAACAUUUCGACAAUUUAGUGAAUCUUUUUUUUAAAUGUUUUCAGUUUCUGAUUUUUCUUGAAAUAUAUUCCAGCCCAUAUCUUUUUUCUUCUUUAGGUACAGUUAAAUCUCAACAGAAUGAAAAAUUUAUUUUCAAUAAAAUUGUGAUAAUUUCAAUAAACUUCGAAAUCACCAAAAAAAAAACAUGAUAAUUCGCAAAAACGAAUACAAAUGAAGGUGUCAGAUAUUUUCAAAAAUAUCUAGGAAGACAUACUAUACAUACAGGCAUGGGAAGACAAUUAAUUAAUUGAAACAUGAAAGUAUUUAAAAGUCAAAAUUCAAACAGCUGCAGUAUUUCUUCUUCUGAACGACUUUCUCUUCUCUUGUAAAUCUUUCCAAUAUUGUUGAAUCUUUACAUCAGCUUCUGAAGUUGUUCGAGAUAAAUCGACAAAUGAGUGAAUAUCUUGAUGAAUAUGGAACAUUUUUUGAAGUUGACGAAAAACUUGGAGUUGAAAAAUAAUAAGAAAAUGAGAUUUGAGAGCAAGGCUGAUAAUGAUAAUGAGAUAUCUAAUAUCCAUCCUCAUUUUAUAUGGAUGCUAUGCUACAAAUAAUAAUAAUAUGCUCCGCCCAUUUUUUUGAUAACUCUUCUCUGAUAUCAUUUUUUUUUGCCUGGAAUCCAAAUGAGGAUUCAUUUCAAAUCAAAUUUUGUUGAUUAAUUGGUAUCAGAAAGACCAACGGUUGCCGGAAGAAAGCAAGGUUUUAUGGCUUCACGGAAAAAUUUGUGUUGCGGGUGGAGGGAAAACUUUUGAGCUCGGUGGUUUAGGCUCGAUUGGAGCUCAAUUAAAAUUUGCAAAAUUCUUGAAAAUGAAUGCAUAAACAAGAAAAGCGUCCUCCUCUUUUAAUUUCAAUCGGAAGUUAUAGAACCUCAUAAGAUCAGGUCAUCUGAACAGCUGAGAGAACGUUUGGAGAUUUUUUUCAAAUGUCUUCUGAUGACCAGGCGUCUGAAAUUUGGAAAAAAAUGGCAGAGUUGUAAAAACUUUGCAAUUUCAGGGUAACCCGAAAUUUGGAAAUAGUUUUCAAUGUGUUUUGAUAGAUAAACACAUUUCAAAUUAAAUUUAGGGUUUCUUUUAGACUUUGAAAAAAUGAAUAAUAUUUUUGAAAUUUUAUGAUUAACACAAAUCUUAUCCAUGUUAUCAUGAGAUGUUUCUGAAUUAUCAAAAUAUUUGUUGUAAAAUAUGACGGUUGUUGAAAGCUAAGAAUUUUUUUUUCAAAUUUUGAUUGAAAGAAAAACUCCCCAGACAAAAAAAUGAUGUGAUUUUUUCCAGAUCUCCUCAAUAAUUCUGAUAGUCUACGUUUGGAAAGAUAGACAAGUUUAUGAUGAAUUGGUGGAUUAUUUGGACAAAACAAUCAGUAUUUCGAAAAUCAACUAUAAUCCAAUUCUUGGUUUAUAUCAGUUAAGCGAAAAGGAACUCGAAGUUUUAGGAAGCCAAAAAACAGUGAGUUUGGCCUGGCCACCCAAUGUUUCGACUCUACACAGGCAAUUACAGAUCAGCUUAUUAUUAGUCUAUUAUUGACUUAUUUUGAAUUUUGGCUUAUUAUAGGCUAAUACGGUACAUAUUAUUAGUCAAAAAUCGAUGCAAUUUUUCAAAUCUAGCCCAAAAAUAGCAAAAGCCGUUUUAUGAUCAAUUUGAAAGUGAGAAAUAGGAAAUUACAUUCAUCUAAGAAUUCUAGAGUUCAAUCAGAGGUCCAGAGAUCCCUAAACUUCAGACUCAUUUUUUACUAAUAACAAGCUUAUUAGUAAUUAUUAGUAACUUAUUAGUCAAAAAUAAAUCUGAAUUUUAGGGAUCUCUGGAAGUUUAGAAUUGAUAGAUGAAUGUAAUUUCCUAUUUCUUACUUUCAAAUUAAUCAUAAAGCAGCUUUUGCUAAUUUUGGGACAGAUUUAGAAAAUUGCAUCGAUUUUGACUAAUAAUAGGUACCGUAUUAGCCUAUAUAACGCCUAUUUUCAAAAUAAGUCAAUAAUAGACUAAUAAUAAGCUGAUCUGUAAUUGCCUGUGUAGUCUAAUCCCAAUUUAUGAUGUAACGAACGGAUUAAUGACAAAGAAAAUGUAUCACACUAGAUAUUUUGAUAAUAUUUUUCAGUUUUUUCGCACUUUUUUCUAAUUGAGCAAAGAUUUGUUUUUGCAAAAGUUGAUUAGGAAAUUAGAAGUUAGCAGAACAUGUGAAUAAUUCGAAUUUAAUAAUAUCUUGCACCUAGGACAUUUCAGCUCAACUCGUGUUUUUCGAGUAAUAAUAGAGUCUGGCGAUAAUUUAGAACAAGAACGAUUUCUGAUUCAUCGGAAAAAGCCAAACAUCGAAUGGUAGAGUAAAAAUCUAGGAGAAAAUAUUUGUAUUGUUAAGCAAUUACGCUAAUCUCGGAAGGAUAAGAUGAUUUCAUGGAAAAUGAUCAGAAAACAAAUAGAAUAAAGGGUGAUGUACUACCUGAAAAACCUAAAAACCCCCGCAUUUUAUCUCAGAAAUGCCACAAUGAGAAAAUAGGGGUGAAGGGGUGAUGUGAUGUUUUUUUCUAGUUUACUCGCCAACCUAGAAAAUUCCGUGAGUUUUUAAUCUGAAACAUCAUUUCAAUCUGAAACAUCUUCAAAAAUACGCUAAUCCUUUUCCACUUAAUUUUUUCUCUUGAUUACUCACAUGGCGGCAGAUUAAAAAAUGAAAAAUCAAAAUCAUCCCACGUUUAUACUUCAUUCAUUCAUGUUUUGUUUUUUUUUAUUUUGCAAAAAAUAUGAUUGCAAACUCAUUCUGACCGGUAAUAUCAAACAUCCCUAGAAAAAAAAAAUUAAAAAUGGAUUUGGGAAUUGAUAGAUCACUUUCAACACAACACGUGAGAUAAUAGAAAAAUAUCACAAUAAUCUUUCAGUUCAAUCAGCUUACUGUCAAAGUUUUGCUUCAAAACUGCUCAGACAGAUUUUUUCACAAAAAAAUGAGUAAACAAAUCUAUUUUCAGUACAAAAACAUCAUUCAAGCAUUUUUGUUCUCUGAACUUGGUAUUUUCGUGUUUCUUGGAAUUGCGUCCUUCUUGUAUUUCACUUGCGAUGUUUCGGCUGGAUCGAAGAAUGUUGUAUAUUGGGUAAGUAUGAUUUUCAUGGUGAAUUUUAGAUUGAACUUAACUUGAAAAAUCCUCACCCCGCCUCAUUCUCAAAACAAUCCAGAUCGUCCUCGGCUGCGGAGUUAUCUACGCAAUCAUCCAAGUCCACAUCUUCACUUUUUCCCUAAUUCCAUACGCUGGUCACUUGCCAAACAGCACCGAAAAACUAUUGAACCACGCAAUUCCACACAAUCCAGGUGGUCUUCAACAAAUGGAAAAUCGAUUGGGUUGCACUUUUGAUCACAAUUUAUAUGCAGCGAAUAGAAGACGAUUGAAUCCAAAUGUAACCUGAAUUUAUUUGGAACUUCUUGAUAUAAGAUUUUUUUCAGAAUACAUGUGAUCCUCAAAUCGAAUCAUCUUUCCUCCCUCUUCACAUUCUCAUUGCUCUUUUAGUUAUUCGACUUCUACCAAUUGUCAUUGCUCUUUUAUUAUUUGUUAAAAGAACACCAUUGUCAGAAAAUAUUGCACAAUUUAUCGAGAAUUUUCGGAAAUCUGACAAAAAACGGUAAGGAUAUUAUCAUCAGACGCUCAUGAAAAUUUAAAUUCCAGACUCUACAUCAAAAAACAGCCACGAAACCCAACAACAACAACAACAUUUGAUGGUGAACAUGUGAAUAAAUCGACUACUUUUGGAGUUAACUCAACUCCACCCAGGUGAGCAAAAUCCAAUUUUUAGCCUCGCGAGGCGCCUAAUGAAAUUUCAACAAGUGGUCAGAAAAAUAUUUAUCUCUCUAUGAGUCAAUUUCAUUUUUUCAUAUUUUCUGACUGAAAAUCGGCUUCCUAAUAUACAUAAUAAGAUUCCAAAAUUUGCUAGAAAUAAAAGAAUAAAACAAUAAAAUAAUCUAAUGGAGGAAUGUUUCAGAAUAACAUCGACGCCUUUGCCACCAGUUCCAUCGCCAGCCCAAAUGGAUCAUAGCAUAAGGUAAACAUCUUAACACAUUCACAUUCAAAUUAUUUUGUUAAGCUUUUGAAAAAUAAAAUGAAAAGUGUAGGAGGGUAUCUAGGAAAAUAAACAAGGUUAUCUAACAGGAUGAAAGAGCAGUUUUGGUGAAUUUUUUAUUUUACUUAUAAUCUGGUAUUUGAGAAUAAACAAAAAAUAGGCUGACAUGUAUUCUGGGGUACUGUAGAUAAUCCAAAGUGUGACACUUUUUGUGUUUUCUCAUUUAACACCAAAAAAAUCCAGUUUUCUCUAACACUUUCUAACCAUUUCCAACUUCGAGAACAAAUCUUUGGUCCGAAAUUAAGUACAAAAGAACUGAGCACAAAACAAUUUCAUAAAAAUCCAGAGAUUGGAUCAAGCAUCAUAAAAUAGGAUUAUAGGUUUUUCUAAUUAAAUGGGAUUGAAAGUCCGUCAGAUUUUUCAUCUAUCAUAAGUGAUGAAAAAACAAACAAAGAAAUUGUCUAAAAUUUAAAAAGUUAAAAUAAAUGUUCUAUGUUCUUCCCUAAAACAUCCAAAUGAUUCAGGUAUUAAUCAGUUGGUUGUUUUCCGAAGAUCUCAAAUAUUUUCAAGUUUCAUUUACGUAAUAAUCUGAGUUAUCCCAGAUAAUUUCUUCUAAAUACCCAAAUCCAAACCUCUAUUAACUCGUGUUUUUCUGUUUUUGCCCUUUCCUUUUUCUAUUUAUCCUAACUUAUCUCAUCUCAUUUCCAGCUAUAACAACGCCGCUUAUUUUGCAACAUCUGGUGCAUUUUCAUCUCGUUCAAGUGAUAUUUCCAGAAUUGAUGCCACUGAAUUAUUUAAAAAUCCAAUACAUCGACAUCCAUCUGGAAGUAUUCAAUCAGAAGUUUAA